Messenger RNA from Hippocampus zosterae (dwarf seahorse), 4411 nucleotides. Its product is annotated as oxysterol-binding protein 2-like. Gene Ontology annotation, cellular component: membrane; cytosol; intracellular membrane-bounded organelle. The record is from RefSeq and is a predicted model, not a curated record. NCBI's taxonomy places the organism in Eukaryota, Metazoa, Chordata, Actinopteri, Syngnathiformes, Syngnathidae. Bases 423 to 2642 code for a protein of 739 amino acids. Gene Ontology annotation, molecular function: cholesterol binding. The transcript is spliced from 14 exons.
UUACAUUAAAAUAGCGUAUUCAUUUCCUAUUUCAAACUCUUUAUUUACUUAUUUUGUCCUCAAACGUCCCCAUACACCUGCCGCCACCACUAUAUGGCAACGUCGUGAGCUCUUUAUUACAACGUUCGUCGUCAAAGUAAAAGUGAUUUGAAGAAAGGAGUGUGUGCUUUCACACCGGGCAUCAAUGCGAGCUACUGCCGUAUCUUCACAACCGGCGUUAGACACCCCCCCCCCCCCCUAAACCCCCACGCCCCCUCUCGGGGGACUUGGUUGGCACCGGGAGGAAUCUUUUGACAGUUCGUGCAGUAGCCGUCCAGCUGCAGGCUAACCGCGGUUAGCAUCCGGUUAGCUACGCUGCACAGCUGGGCUCAUCUGGACGGGGAGGCUAACGGCUCCGGGCGGCGUUUUCCUCCGAGGAGCCCAUGGAUGAGCUGGUGAGGAGUUUGCCUUCUCCGAGUCUGCCGGGGAUCCAGCUGUCCCGUCUGGACACGCACAAGGGCUGGCUGUUUAAAUGGACCAACUACUUGAAGGGAUACCAGAGGCGAUGGUUCGUCCUCAGCAACGGCCUGCUGUCCUAUUACAGAACGCAGGCAGAGAUGGGGCACACCUGCCGAGGCACCAUUCCUCUGGCAGCCGCUCACAUCGAGCUGGGUGACGCGUGCCACUUGCUGAUAACCAACGGAGGCCGUAGCUACCACCUGAAGGCCACCUCUGAAGCAGAGUGUCAGCACUGGUUGUCCACCCUGCAGCAAGCUAAAGUCAAUGCCAAUGCUCUCAUUCAUCACUCGGAUGACUCGGGAGAUGAAGAAGGUCCUAGCCCGCAUGACGCUAGGUUCUUAAGCCAAGGCGCGCUGAAGACGUUAGCCAGCAAGCUGGAUGAUCUCCGCACCUGUAACGAGCUGAUCGGAAAGCAUGGCGCCGCCCUUCAGCGCUCCCUCAGCGAAUUCGAGGAUCUCCGCGGGUGCGUCGACGGCGCAGAUAAACUGAAGACGGUUAACGAGCGAGCCGCCCUAUUCCGCAUCACCUCCAAUGCUAUGAUCAAUGCUUGUCGUGACUUCCUGGAUGUAGCACAGUCUCACAACCGCAGGUGGCAGAAAACCCUGCAGCAUGAGCAAGAGCAGCGUCACUAUCUGGAGACCACCAUUGAACAGCUAGCCAAACAGCACAACAGCCUGGAGACGGCCUGGAGGGAGAAGCCCACCUCGUACACGGGUGUGCAGAGAUCUCGCGAGGUGGACGAGAGUGACGAGAACGAUGAAUUCUUUGACGCCAUGGAAGACGCGCCGUCGUUCAUAACAGUGAAUGCAGAAACCAAGCACAGGCGCUCCGGGAGUAGUCAGAGUAUGAUGAGUGGCGGAGUCCCCAGCGACUGGACCCAUAACGAGAACGACACCUCGGACUCGAACCACAUGCAGCUCCGCAGAACAAGACGCAGCCGCAUUCCAGACAAACCCAAUUAUUCCCUCAACCUGUGGAGCAUCAUGAAGAACUGUAUUGGGAAAGACUUAUCAAAGAUUCCCAUGCCUGUCAACUUCAAUGAGCCGCUGUCGAUGCUGCAGCGUCUGACCGAGGAUGUGGAGUACAGCGAGCUCCUUGACCGGGCGGCUCGCUGCGAUUCCUCCCUGGAACAGAUGUGCCUGGUGGCCGCCUUCUCCGUCUCCUCCUACUCCACCACCACCCAUCGCACGUCCAAACCCUUCAACCCUCUUCUGGGGGAGACCUACGAGCUGGACCGACUGCAGGAAUACGGAUAUCGCUCCAUCUGUGAGCAGGUGAGUCAUCAUCCACCAGCUGCUGCCCACCACGUCGCCUCCCAACGAGGAUGGACGCUAUGGCAACACAUCACUAUUGACAGCAAGUUCCGCGGGAAGUACAUCUCUGUCAUGCCACUAGGAAAGAUUCACCUGCAGUUCCACUCGAGCGGGAACCAUUACGUGUGGAGCAAAGUGACCUCAACGGUUCACAAUAUUAUCGUGGGGAAACUCUGGAUUGAUCAGUCCGGGGACAUCGACAUUGUAAACAGCACCACCAAGGACACCUGCCAUCUCAAAUUCUCGCCCUACAGCUACUUCUCCAGAGAUGUCCCGCGAAAAGUGACGGGCGUGGUGGAGGACAUUGAGGGCACAGCGCAUUACAUCCUAUCAGGGACAUGGGAUGAAAAGAUGGAAAGUGCCAAAAUAGUAGACAGCAGUCAAGGAAGUGGAGGCUCCGAAGGCAAACAAAAGACAGUUUAUCAGACUCUUCAGCCAAAACUGCUUUGGAAGAAAUACCCUCUCCCGGACAAUGCAGAGAACAUGCAUUAUUUCUCCUCCUUGGCUUUGACUCUGAAUGAGCCAGAGGAGGGAGUGGCGCCCACCGACAGCCGCAUGCGUCCGGACCAGCGGCUGAUGGAGGCCGGGCUGUGGGAUGAAGCAAACACGCAGAAGCAGCGUCUCGAGGAGUGUCAGAGGCUAGAGAGGAAGAGGAGGGAAGUCCAAAACAUGCAAGCCAUGGAGGAAGGGCAAGAGGUGGAGGUGUACCAGCCCCUGUGGUUCGAGAAGAGAACAGAUGAAACGACAAGAGAAAGCAGCUACGUCUACAGGGGAGGCUACUGGGAGGCCAAAGAGCGGCAGGACUGGAGGAUGUGCCCUGAAAUCUUCUAGAACAAAUGGAACCAGUGGCUGACACUUAGACAUGGUGGACUAAGGUAUACGGUCAGAUCAUAUGUACCGGUAAGCCAAAACAUACUUGUUGCUGUUCUCGAGAUUGGAAGGACACACUUCUUGAUACUUGCGUCUUUCGACAACACCCUACUUCAUUUACAUGAGUGAAUUCUGAAAUUGCCUAGAUGGGAGAAAGCUCCUUUCCAAGUAAAUGUUUUGGCAACAAUAAAAGCUAUUGUUAGGAUGUAGACUACGUUGACAUAGUUAGCAUUUAAACAUGAAUGAACUAGUAAAGUGAGGUCUUCAUUGUUCCUAGAGAACAGUCGUCAUCCAUUAUAUGAAAUGUAUGCAAUCUGAAUUUUAAAUCGUAGAUUAAGUGGAAGGGUUGAAAUUUCAUUGAGACCGUGUGUGAAGGAGUCGUUGCUUUAAUUACGUUUUCACUGAAGGACAUAAUGGAUUGAGCCUUGAUAAUCGGGAGUUUGACCGCAACAAACUUGUGGGCCUUGUUGGACCUGUCACAAAUGAGUUAUAAGAGUGCUUGUGCCAUGUAAUUACCGUUUAGAGAUGUCUGCAAUAAGUCAACUGCACUCUUACUUCAAAAAAUAGGCUCAGGCAGCAAAAUGUGCUUUUAAGAUGCACAAAAAAACCAACAACCUUAUACUGUAUUCUGAAUGCCAAUUUAUUUAUAUAUAAAUAUCCUAUUUAUUAAGGAUCAAUAAUGCUAUCAAAGCAGCACAAGUACCGAAGGCUUUGGGCGCAACUCCUCUUUAGUAUGGACAUUUAAAAAUAAUAAGCAGUUUAUUGUUCACAUAUAUGAGUCGCUGGUUGACUUUUUUGCCUGCCUUUUGGAAAAAUAUAGUAGAAGUAGAAUGAUGUCGUUCAAAAUUAUUGUGAAAGGGUUUCCAUAUUUACUUGACUCUCCUGUUUAACAUUACGUCAAGAAAAUACACUCCUAUAUAAAUAUCAUGAGCUGUUUGGUUCGUUUAUACUUUUGAGUUUUUCAGUUGUGCGUUGUUCGGAUAAAGCACAACGGUGAAGUUUACACCCAAGUUACCCAAAUACCAAGCUUUUGACUCACUACAUGUACAGUAGCUAUGCAUGUUUAUUUGGAGUGCGGGGGCGCUUGACUUGAACACCUGUUUAAAAAGUGAUGUGAAGCUCUUUCAAAUAACUGAGUGGGACUCUUACUGGAACAUGUGAACUCACCAUUUGUGCUCGACGACAUUGAAAAUGUUACCUUUUUUUUUCUAUCUCAAAUAAAAACCCAACGCUGGGGUAGUGUUUACUGUCCAUGCCAGUACUCACUACUGUCAGCGUUCAAGGGGCCAUACAUUGACAACUGUAUGAUUGACAUGCUUUGAUGUACAGUAAUACAGUUAAUUAUGAGCAACAUUUUUUUUCCUGUUUGGCUGAUUAAUUAUAUGGAAUGGAAAGUUUGUAUGCCUUUUUAUGCCAGAAAUGUUUUUUUUUAUCUGUGCAACAGGGCAGUUUAUAGUAUCUAAACACUUGCAGAAACAAUGCAAGUGAGAGGACAGUCCAGAAAGUUCAGUCAUAAUAGUUGUGUAUGGUAAUUAGGGAGUGGCUUCGCACCGAGCAACUAAUUCCAUGGGUGUGACUAUAAAGAUGUGCAAGUGAAUCAACACUGUCUCAGAUGAAUGUUAGUCAUCAGAACUGUAGUGGAGUUGGUGUGCUGCAGGUUAGUGCAAAGGGCGUAGGCCCUGGGAAAAGGUGGUGUGUAUAAAAUGUAUCAAAUAAAUUUCUAAAUAUUA